Orbicella faveolata is the source of this 7806-nucleotide messenger RNA. RefSeq lists its product as uncharacterized. NCBI's taxonomy places the organism in Eukaryota, Metazoa, Cnidaria, Anthozoa, Scleractinia, Merulinidae. Gene Ontology annotation, molecular function: glutamate synthase (NADH) activity; FMN binding; iron ion binding. The record is from RefSeq and is a predicted model, not a curated record.
UGACCGAUUAAAGGGAUGGAGCUAAUAAAAUAUCUUUCUCAACUACAUAGCAGUAUAUAAGCAAGAAAAUUAUAUCAUGAAACAUUCUUGUGCUAGCGGCAUGAAUAAGAGAGCAUUACAUGUGAACAGGUCCUAGUAUUUUAUUGUUACUGUUUGGGUAAGGCCUGGUGGAUUGUGUGACAAAACAAAAGGAGCCUAGCACCCAGGGGCAUCAUGUUUCAACCACUACGUUUUUACCAUUGCUGUAAUUUUGCUAAAGGUGUUAAUUGUUGCUUUUGUAACAUUUGCAAAAUAGAAACCUUUUUCUGCCUUUUUUAGUAAGAUGAGAGUCGCAUGUGUGGUUGUUUGGGAGAAUGAGAAUUUUAAUAGCUGUUUUGAGUUUUUAGUUCUGGCAAAUUAUCAUGUCUUCCAUGUGUUUUUUCUUCUAUGUUAUGUUAGUAUUUGUUAGUAGUAGAUGUAGUAUUGUAAGUAGUGUUGAUGUGGAUGUUGAUUAUGGAUGUAUGUAUCUGCAGCUUGUGAGUUAUGUCCAUAUUGUAUUGUAAGUAACUGUUGUAUUGUAAUUAGUGUAACUGCAUGCACUGAAAAAUUAAAAAAAUUCAUGUCUCGGGAAUUCAAUUAGUAACACCCAAGUAAAGAUGAACAGCCAAGAGGUAGAGUGGAUAAGGGGGAAUAAAUGCCAGGACAUGCAAACAAUAUAUCUUCAGUGAUCAUAUAUUUCUCUUGUUUGUUUUAACUCUGCAGGCCAAAGUAUGUGAAGACAUGUUUGCAGGACUUGCAAAAGAAUGCCAAAUUGAGGUUCUAGGUUGGAGGGAUGUACCAUUUGAUAACAGCAUGAUUGGAAAAACUGCUGUGGAAAGUCAGCCACUAAUGAGACAGGUGUUUGUGACAAGCUCACUGGACCAGGAAACUUUCAAGAAGCAGGUUUAUCUCUUGAGAAAAAUGGCAUCAAAUAGGAUUGGUACAAAAAAUCGACGAUUUUACAUCUGCAGCUUAUCCUGUGACACAAUUGUCUAUAAGGGAAUGUUGAAACCAACACAGCUUAAAGGUUUUUUUCCUGAUCUACACUCUGAGGAUUACUGGACCCACUUUGCCUUGGUUCAUGGUAGAUUUUCAACAAACACAUUUCCAAGUUGGGAGAGAGCUCAUCCAAACAGAUAUCUAGCCCACAAUGGAGAGAUCAACACGAUAAGAGGGAACAUUAACAACAUGAACACAAGAGAGGGAACCAUGUUCAGCAAGUACUAUGGCAGCAACACACAAAACCUGUUUCCAGUUAUAGAAGCAGACCUGUCAGACUCUGGUUGCGUUGAUAAUGUGCUUGAACUUCUUGUCAUGGCAGGAGGCCGCUCACUUCCAGAGGCCAUAAUGACAAUGGUGCCAGAAGCUUGGCAAGGGAACAGUCUGAUGAGUAUGGAAAAACAACAUUUUUAUCGCUGGAUCUCCUGUACAAUGGAGGCGUGGGAUGGUCCUGCCUUGUUCACAUUCUCUGAUGGGCGGUAUAUUGGAGCCAUUCUAGACAGGAAUGGUCUGCGUCCGUCACGAUACUAUGUGACGAAACAGGGUUUCAUGGUAAUGGCAAGUGAAGUAGGAGUCAGCACUUUCCCUGAUCAAGAAAUUGUACAAAAGGGUCGUUUACGACCAGGAAGAAUGCUUCUUGUGGACACAGCAAUGGGCUCUGUGGUUGAGGAUCAUGAACUAAAACAUGAGAUGGCCAGUUUGCGACCUUGUAGUGAACUGCUCAAGAAAAGUGUCAGGACACUGGAGGAUAUCCACCAAGCAUACCAGACCUCUAAGAGCCUUUCUGCUGGUGAAGUGCAAUUGAUUCAGCACCCCUCCGAAAAUGAGUUGAUUCACAGAGACAGGAGGUUGCCCAUGUUUGGCUAUUCUCUGGAGGAUCUGAACUUACUGAUAUUGCCAAUGGUCAAAAACAAGAAAGAGGCUCUUGGUUCCAUGGGUAACGAUGCACCUCUGUCCUGUCUGACAAUGUACCCACAGUCAGUGUUUGACUACUUCAAGCAACUUUUUGCACAGGUGACAAAUCCUCCCAUUGAUCCAAUCCGGGAGAAAAUUGUCAUGUCACUGGCAUGCCCUGUUGGUCCAGAGCCUAACCUUCUUGAGCCUAAUGUGGCAGAGUGUCACCGAGUGUAUUUGGAUCAUCCUAUCCUGUCUUGCGCAGAUGUAGAGGCCAUCAAAGGAAGCUGUUUGUCUUGGUGUAAAUCUCAGACUAUUGACAUGGUUUACCCCGUGGAUGAGGGAGUCAAUGGUCUUGUUCCUGCAAUUGAUAGAAUUUGUAAAGAGGCCUCUGAAGCUGUAGAGAAUGGAUGUGCAUUUAUUGUGUUAACUGACCGAGCUGCUGGAAGAAAACAUGUUCCUAUGAGCUCACUGCUGUCAUUAGGGGCUGUCCAUCAUCACCUGAUCAGAAUGAAGCAAAGGUCACAAGUUGGACUAGUUGUUGAAUCAGCUGAAGUGAGAGAAAUCCAUCAUUUUUGUGUUCUGUUGGGUUACGGAGCAGAUGCCGUUUGCCCAUACUUGGUUUUUGAGACUGUUGCAAAUCAGCGUGAUCAAGGACUGCUGGACCCUCCUCUCUCAGACAAAGAUAUCGUUGAAGGCUAUACUGCUGCUGUACGGAAGGGUAUUGCUAAGGUCAUGGCAAAAAUGGGAAUUUCUACUCUACACAGUUACAAGGGUGCUCAAAUAUUUGAAGCUGUUGGACUUGCAGAGGAGGUGAUAGACAAGUGCUUUGUGGGAACAGCGUCACGACUGAGUGGAGCAACAUUUACAGUCUUAGCUCAAGAGGCUCUGAGCAAACACAGUGUUGCAUUUUCUGAUCGUGACUGUGACAAUGUCUUGGUAAACAAUAAGGGUGAAUAUCACUGGCGUGAAGGUGGAGAAAAGCACAUUAAUGAUCCAAGAUGCAUUGCAAACUUGCAGGAUGCAGUAAGGAUGAAGAAUCAACCUUCCUACCAGAAGUAUAGUGAGACCUCCAUCGAAGUGGUUCGUUCCUGCACACUGCGUGGACAGUUGCAGAUCAAAUUUGCCAAGAAACCCUUGGACAUAUCUGAAGUGGAACCAGCUUCAGAAAUUGUCAAGAGAUUUGUGACAGGUGCCAUGAGUUUUGGUUCCAUUUCGUAUGAGACUCACUCAACCCUUGCUAUGGCCAUGAACAAGAUUGGAGGUAAGAGUAACACAGGUGAAGGUGGUGAGGAUCCCUUGAGAGGAAGUGACAACAACACCAGGUCUGCCAUCAGACAAGUGGCUUCUGGAAGAUUUGGAGUAAAUGCUUGGUAUCUUGCAAUGGCUGAAGAUUUGCAGAUUAAAAUGGCACAGGGAGCCAAGCCUGGUGAAGGAGGAGAGUUACCUGGAUAUAAGGUCUCUAAAGAAAUUGCAAAGACUCGCAAGUCUGUGCCUGGUGUUGGCCUUAUCAGCCCUCCACCUCAUCAUGAUAUUUACUCCAUUGAAGAUUUGGCUGAGCUCAUUUACAAUUUGAAGUGUUCCAAUCCUCAAGCUCGAGUCAGUGUGAAGCUGGUGUCUGAAGUGGGAGUGGGUGUAAUUGCUGCAGGAGUUGCCAAGGGUCACUCUGAACACAUCGUAAUUUCUGGUCAUGAUGGUGGAACAGGAGCGAGCACGUGGUCAGGCAUCAAACAUGCUGGGUUGCCAUGGGAACUGGGCAUAGCCGAGACCCAUCAAACUCUUAUACUGAACAACCUGCGCAGGAGAGUGGUGCUUCAGGUUGAUGGACAGAUCAGGACUGGUCGUGAUGUGGUGAUUGGUGCACUGUUGGGUGCUGAUGAGUUUGGAUUCUCUACUGCUCCUCUCAUUGCCUUAGGAUGUACCAUGAUGAGGAAAUGUCAUUUGAAUACAUGUCCUGUUGGAAUCGCCACACAGGACCCUGUAUUAAGGAAGAAGUUUGCAGGCAAACCAGAGCAUGUCAUCAACUUCUUUUUCAUGUUAGCUGAGGAGGUUCGUGAGUACAUGGCUAAAAUGGGUUUCCGCAAAUUGAAUGAUAUGAUUGGACGUUGUGACCUCCUGGAGCCAGCAGAACCCCUCAAUGCCAAAGUUAAGCUGUUGGACUUCAGUCCUCUGCUAAUGACUGGUAAUGAAUUGAACCCUGGUGAUCACUUGGGAGGAAGUGAGCCGCAAAAUCACAAACUAGAGCUACGAAAGGACAACCAGCUCAUUGAAGCUGCUAAAGACAUUCUGAACGGAGCUUCAAAGCACCUGUAUCUGGAGAUACCAGUGGUGAACGUGGACCGAGCAUUUGGCACCACUCUCAGCUAUCACAUUGCAAGGAAAUUUGGCGAGAAAGGUCUUCCAGAUGGCACCAUUCACAUCAAAGCAACAGGGUCUGCAGGUCAGAGUUUCGGCGCUUUCCUUUCUCCUGGUAUAACUUUGGAGCUGGAGGGUGACUCAAAUGAUUACGUUGGCAAGGGUUUAGCUGGAGGCAAAAUUAUCGUUUAUCCAAGCAGCAAGCAUCCCGAAAACUACAAAGCGGAAGAAAACAUAAUUGUGGGAAAUGUUUGUUUCUACGGCUCAACUGCAGGCAAGGCCUUUGUGAGAGGCAUUGCUGCUGAACGGUUUUGUGUGAGGAAUUCCGGAGUCACAGCAGUUGUCGAGGGUGUUGGUGAUCACGGCUGUGAGUACAUGACAGGAGGUGUGGCCGUUGUUCUUGGUCCUACUGGUAGAAACUUCGCUGCUGGAAUGUCAGGAGGAAUAGCUUUUGUGCUUGACAGGAAGAAGAGCUUCUAUUCGCGGUGUAAUCAAGAGAUUGUAGACCUGGAGCCUGUUACUGGCGCAGAUGUAGAACUGGUUAAGGGACUGGUACGAGAACAUCAACAGCUGACUGGUUCGACUGUGGCCGAGCGUCUUCUAGAGGACUGGGACAGCUCUGUGAAUAUGUUUGUUAAGGUGAUUCCUCGUGACUACAAAAGAGCGUUGCAGCAACUGAAAGAAGAGGAGGAAGCUGAGAAACUCAAGAACGAAACUCACCACGAGACCAAUGGUGAAAAAAUAAAUGGAGAGAAAACAAACGGAGAGAAGACCAAUGGCGAAAAAACAAACGGAGAAAAGACGAAUGGGUUAAAACAGGACGACUCACCACCUCCAGUCAAGAAAGGAACAGAUUCCAGUUUAGCUGAUAUUGAGGAAGCCAUCCCCGACACAACAAAUGAUCAAAAGGUUAUGGACAGAGUGCUAGAUAAAACCAGAGGGUUUGUGAAGUACCCCAGAAGCAAGGUGAAGUACCGUCCCCCAAAGCAACGAAUGAAGGAUUGGAACGAGAUUUAUUACAACAAAGGAAAAACAGAAUUGAAAGUUCAAGCCGCCAGGUGCAUGGAGUGUGGAGUGCCGUUUUGUCAGUCACACACUGGAUGUCCUUUAGGAAACAUCAUCCCCAGAUGGAAUGACUUGGUGUUCCAGGAUAAAUGGAAAGAGGCUCUGGACCGACUUUUGCUCACCAACAACUUUCCAGAGUUCACUGGUCGAGUUUGCCCUGCCCCGUGUGAGGGUGCUUGUGUUCUUGGAAUCAAUGCUGAACCAGUGACUAUCAAGAAAAUUGAGUGUGCCAUCAUCGAUCAUGGCUUUGAACAAGGAUGGAUUACACCACAGAUUCCCGCUCAUCGAACAGGAAAAAAGAUCGCCAUUAUAGGAAGUGGGCCUUCAGGAUUAGCAGCUGCUGCACAGCUCAACAAGGCUGGUCAUUGGGUUACAGUUUAUGAGAGAAACGACAGGUGUGGAGGUCUGUUGAUGUAUGGCGUGCCACCGAUGAAACUAAGCAAGAAGAUUGUUCAACGUCGCGUGGACCUGUUAGCGGCUGAAGGAAUCAACUUUGUUAAUAAUGCUGAGGUGGGAAAGAAUGUGGAAGCACAACAACUACUACAAGACAACGACGCUGUCCUGUUGGCCGUGGGCUCAACAUGCCCGCGUAACAUUCCUUUGCCAGGCCGUGAUUUGGACGGAAUAUACUUCGCCAUGCAAUUCUUGGAAACCUGUCAGAAAAGGCUCAUGGGUAACUACAACUUGCCUUCCCUUGAUGCCACUGGACUGGAUGUCAUCAUCAUUGGCGGAGGAGACACUGGAGUGGAUUGUAUUGGAACUUCACUCAGACAGAAUGCCAAGAGCAUCACUAAUUUCGAGGUGUUGGGAACACCUCCCAAGAGUAGAAGUUCUACCAACCCAUGGCCUCUGUGGCCAAGAGUCUUCAGAGUUGAAUAUGGUCAUGAAGAGGCUGCUGUAAAAUAUGGAGCAGACCCUCGUGUUUUCAGCAUCAUGAGUAAGGAAUUCAUUGGAGACGAAAAAGGUCAUGUUAAAGGCAUAAGAACAGUAGAAAUCAAAUGGGUUCAGGAUGCCACUGGGAGGUGGACUAUGGAAGAGAUCCCAAACUCAGAAAAAGUGUUCAAAGCCGAUCUAGUGAUCAUAGCCGCAGGAUUCUUAGGGCCUGAGAAAACAUUGGCGGAACAGUUUGGAAUUAAAAAGGACCCCAGAAGUAAUUUUUCCACUGAAAAGAACAAGUUUCUGACCAGUGUUCCUAAAGUGUAUGCCGCAGGAGAUUGUCACCGCGGUCAGUCACUGAUAGUGACAGCUAUUUCUGAAGGAAGACAAGCGGCCCGUCAAAUCGACCUCGACCUCAUGGGUGAAACCUCACUGGCGGGGCCGGGAGGGCAAGUACACAGCAUUAAACCUAUCCCUAAAGAAAUCGAGUUGACCGCUUGAUUGAAAAUCCGCGCCUCACAUGAAAAGGCGCCCGCGAACCGGUUAUAGAUUGCAGUUAUAUAUACUUAGUUGACACCUUAAAUUAAAACAUGGAUUUGAUUCCGACAUUUAGGGCGUUAAUAAUUUAUCUGUGUGUAGAUUUCGCGCAAGAGGUGUUUAUUUUUAUGUCAUCUUAUUGGAAAGAAAAAAAAAAAAAAAACGAAAACAUGGUUACAGAGUACAAAAAACUAACGUUUAUGCCGGGUUAACUUAGAGGAAAUUUAGAAUAUUAUGUCUUAGGUACAAGGGUAUUUAUUUGAUUUUAUAAAACCCUUUGUUGAUAAUUUAUUUGCUCUGUUUUUAAACGGCAAGCUUUCCCGACAUAUUUAACGUAAGAAGGAAACUAUUAAAAACUUGCUACUGAAGAAUUCAUCAACCCAAAUUUAUUAAAUUAAACAACAUGUUUGAUGUUAAAAUAGUUUUAUUGUCCAAGUAAUUUAUAUUUCGUAAAAGAGGUUGUGAUUUUUUAUUUUCGUGAGUACAAAAGUUAUUAAGUAUAGUCGUAACAUAGAACAUAUCUCCAUCGUUACAAACAGGAAAAAAAUCUGGACUUGUUUUUUGUUUACUAGAAUACUCUUAUUUUGAAAAACGAGUCUAAUAAGUAGUUUGAAUUGGAUAUUUAAUUACUGAAAUUACAGGUGAUAUAGGGUUUUAUCCUUUAACUUAAUAUCUAAGGUGUGAUUCCUUAAGUUAAUUCAGUGAAGAUAUACGACCAAUAUAUUGAGCCAGCAAGAAGUUCAUUUGACCAUUCAGCGAAGAUUAGUUUCUAGCCCAGUAUGACCCUGUUGAGCUUUCUGAGCUGUCUUCCGGCGGAAGUCAAAUCAGGAAGUAGAAACGAAGAGUCUUCGCGUACUGUGGUUAUGGUUCGCGAUUCAUAUUUAUUAUAGAAGAACUAUAGACCUUUUUUUUAGCAAUAUGUUAUUGACCGUUUUCCGGAGUGAUGUAUAUAGAUUAACGUUAAUGUAGCUUCUUGGUGUUAAAUUUGAAAAUGUUGUUUAGGAAUUGGUAGGUAUUGGUUGGUUGUUAUACCAAAGUUAAUAAACGAGGAAUAAACUUAAA